AUGAGGCUGUCCUGGGCCUUCCUGCUGCUCACAGCAGCCCUGGUGCUGGGGGGGACGGCUGCUGCCCGCUGCCCCGCACCCUGCGUCUGCGACAACCUCCACACCCACGUCCUCUGCCUCAAUGGGAACCUGACGGCUGUCCCCGGCACCAUCCCACAGCUCACCAAAAAACUGGACCUUCAGGGCAACACCUUCAUGGUCAUACCAGUGGGAGCCUUCCUCACCACCCCGUACCUCACACACUUGGACCUGCAGAGCUGCAAGGUGGAAAAGCUGGAGGAAGGGGCUUUCCGGGGGCUGGGGAGGCUGAUCUACCUCAACCUGGCCUCCAACAGCAUAGCCCUCCUCUACCAGGAGUCCCUGGAUGGGCUCUUCUCCCUCCAGCAGCUCAUCCUGGAGGGGAACCGCAUUGAGGAGAUCCAGCCAGGUGCUUUUGGCCAUCUGGGGUCCCUCACUGUCCUCGACCUGAGGGCAAAUGCCUUGGUCUACCUCCCAGACAUGGUCUUCCAGGGUCUGCAAGCCCUCAGGUGGCUCCGGCUGUCCCACAAUGCCCUCCAUGUACUGGGCAGUGAGGCCUUUGCCACCCUGCCUGCCCUGCGCAGGCUGAGCCUGGACCACAAUGAGCUGCAGGCACUGCCUGGCGAGGCCUUGGCCAGGCUGGAUGGGGCCACUCGGCUGGAACUGGGCCACAACCCCAUCACCUACGUGGCUGAGGAGGCCCUGGCCAUGGCCUCUCUGAAGCACCUCUUCCUGGACCACGCCUCCCUCCAGGACGUGGCACCCGAUGCCUUCGCCCACAGCCCUGAGCUGCGCACGCUGGACCUCCGCAAAAACCAGCUGCAGGGGCUGCCACCCCUGGCCGGGGCCGGGGGGCUGGCGAGGGUCAGCCUGGCUGGGAACCCCCUGCUCUGCUCCUGCCUUCUGCGCCCCUUCCAUGACUGGCUGGCGAGGGCGCGGGUGCAUGUGGAAGGGUCCUGUGCCGCACCCCCUGCCCUCCGUGGCCGGACCCUUGACUCCCUGAGGCCCCCCGAAAUGAGAUGUGGCCACCACAACAACCACCUCUCCACCUUGGCGGCCGCUGCCUUCGAGGGGGCCCCACAGCUGGCCUACCUCGACCUGGACCGCAACGCCUUCACCCACCUGCCCGCAGGUGCCUUCCGGCUCCUGCCCAACCUCAUCUCCCUCCACCUGCAGGACAAUGCCAUCCGGGAGCUGGCGGAUGGCGACUUGGCCGGGGCCCAAGGGCUGCGCUGGCUCUACCUUGGGGGGAACGCCAUUGGGUGCAUCGCCCCAGCUGCCCUGGCUCCUGCCAAGAUGCUGGAGAAGCUGCACCUGGUGGGAAAUCACCUGGCAGAGGUGCCCACAGCAGCCCUCUGGGGCCUGCCUGUCCUGAGGGAGCUGAAGCUGUCACAAAACCCCAUCAAGCGCUUGGAAGACAGCGCCUUCCUGCCAGUUGCCUCCAGCCUGCAGCACCUGUACCUGGACAACAUGGGCCUGGAGCGGAUUUCCCCUGGUGCCUUUGCUGGGCUUGGUCCCAAGAUGAGAAGCCUCUACCUGGAAAGCAACAAAAUGAGCAACAUCCCCGACAUGAGCAACUUCACAGGGCUGGAGAUCCUCAACCUGAGGGAUGUGCCUUUCCACUGUGACUGCCAGCUCCUUCCCCUGCGCAGGUGGAUCGACAAACUCAACCUCCGUGUAGGGGCCACCUGUGGGUCCCCUGCAGAAGCCCGGGGGCUGAAGGUGAAACUUUCCACCACUUUCCAAACUUGCCCUGGCUGGGGCCAAGGCGAGGGUCAGGGAGCCAGUCCUGAUGAAACCAAGGCUGCAAGCAAACCCAGCAAGAAAAAGAGAUCUGGAAAACCACCAGCCAGAGGCUUCAAGAACAAAGCUUAG
Phaethon lepturus (White-tailed tropicbird) is the source of this 1893-nucleotide messenger RNA. It is a transcript of the gene CHADL, whose product is annotated as chondroadherin-like. Bases 1 to 1893 code for a protein of 630 amino acids. The record is from RefSeq and is a predicted model, not a curated record. The transcript has 5 exons. Gene Ontology annotation, cellular component: plasma membrane. NCBI's taxonomy places the organism in Eukaryota, Metazoa, Chordata, Aves, Phaethontiformes, Phaethontidae. Gene Ontology annotation, molecular function: protein binding.